CGAGUAACGGCACGAGCAUACCAGUGAGAUUUUAAGCAAUUACACAACAAUUUUACUGUCCCAUUUCUAUCAAAAGUUAAAUUUGACCCAAUUCACCAUGUCUGAGUUAUUCAACAUCUUUGGAGACAGCCUGACGCACCAGCCAACAAGAAAUGUGGCACGCCAACCGUUAUUCAACAUCGAGAAUAUGGGCAAAACUGUCUCAAAUGGCCCAAUCAAACCCAACGAGCCAUUGAAAAAGGGCGCCGAACCGAAGAAAACUUUCCUUUGUAACAAAGGGAAAGCCUUACAAAGCACGCCUAUGCGACAGGCUUUCACGCCGCGCGCGGUCUACGUCGGAGCCCUAAUCUACAACGACGCUGACGCUAAGUCUGACGAUGCUGUAAACUUUGAAGAGUUGGAGUUCACUAGACCUGUUUACAAAUAUGACAAUUACACUAAAGACUGGCUUGACUACCUGCCCCUGCCAGAACCGGAGCUGAAGCGGCUGUCCCUGUCUCCGCAGCGCACGCCGCCGCCCAACACGCGCCGCCCCACCCUGGACUUUGACUGCUCCUACCAGGAUGAAUUCUUCACAGAUGAUUUCUCAAAUGAAAGUAUCCCAGAUCCAAAUGACAGUGACCUGGGCUUGCCGGACAUUUAUUAAGUUGAUUUAUUAUUUGAAUUAUAGUAUUAAUGUAUAUUUUAAUAAUGAUUUUUACAUUUUUGACACAGUAUUAAAUUCAUACAACAAAAUAAGAACUUGUGAACUUUCUAUACUUAUUAAUUUCAAGGUUUUAAUUAGGUAUUAUCUUGCCUGUCUAAAUAAUUGUAUAUAUACAUAUAUAACAAGGUUGGUUUAUAAUGUCACAAAAUGCACAAUAUAAAUGUUUAACCAAAACAUUACAUAGUUUCAUCAAGUAUAGUUUUUCAAUGUGCGCUUGUAAAUCAUUCUUAUUGUAUUGUCACAUCAUUAUUAUGAAAUUCUUAACUUUCCAUGUUCCUAUUUUCUUUAAAUACAAUCAUAAUCUUGUAAGUAGUUGGUUUAUAGAAAUGAUAAAUCACCAGUAAUUAUGGAUUUAAAUAUCCACGAUUUUUACACAUACUUAAAACUAAAAAUGGGCUCUUAAUUGCCUAAAAUUAUGUUUUUAAACAAACUAUUAAACAUUUAAACUUAAAUAUUAAGUCCCAUUUUUAAUUUUAAAGUUUAAAUGUUUUUAUUAGUACUCCUGAGCAAAUAUGUCACUCAAUGUUACUGCUUUUAAAUUGAAUAAGGAAAUGAAUAUAGAUUAGUAAUUCUAGCUUAGCUUAGAUUAACAUAAUUGUAUAAUUAAGUGUUUUAUAAUGACUUGUGAUAUUUAUUACUAAUUCUUUUUAGGAAUGAAAAUGAUUUGAGAUUGAAAAACAUUUCUAUUAAUCAGACAUUUAUUAUUUACACAACCUUAACAAUAGUAUAAAUUUAUAGGUAAUAAAUAUUCUUAUAUCCUAGGCUAGGCAAUAUUUUGCUUGUUUUAAGAGACAAACAUUUCAUCAGCAUUUUAUGAUAAAUGAUAUUGAAAAUCCAUUUUAUUGAUAAGCUUAAUCAUAACUAUUUAUUCUAUGAAUAUAUAUUCUCUAUUGAAUUGCACU
Messenger RNA from Leguminivora glycinivorella, 1608 nucleotides. RefSeq lists its product as uncharacterized. The transcript is spliced from 4 exons. NCBI's taxonomy places the organism in Eukaryota, Metazoa, Arthropoda, Insecta, Lepidoptera, Tortricidae. The record is from RefSeq and is a predicted model, not a curated record. Bases 98 to 646 code for a protein of 182 amino acids.